UGAUAAGAAAUGAUUAGAAAUGCUGAAACGUAUGCAGUAACUCUGAAUACUAACCAGUCAAUUAUGUUGAUUAAUAAAUUAAAAAGAAUUGUUUAGCUUUUAAGCAUUAAAUGGUUUUCAUUUGUGUAAAACUUAAGAUAAGACCUUAGUGGAUAACAUUUUAAAAAAGGAAAAUGUCUCGACAUUCCUGGGAGAAAUUGCAUCACAUCCCAAUAGCAUUCUGCUGUGUAAUGAUACUUGCAAUGUUCGUUCCUGUAAUAAUAGCCAUAGUAAAUGGCCAUGUUUCACCUUAUGUACCUUAUAUAAGUGAAGGUGGAGGAUAUUUUCCAGAGGCAGGCAUCUUCACUUUGUUCAUUGUCAUUGCAAGCUUUUUAUGUCUGUGUGCGACUUCGAUGCGCUACUUUGUAGUCGAGGACAAGUCCAACAAGAAAGGAAAUGAUCUCGAUGUCUUCAUAAAUAAAAUUUCAUUAACGCUAGGAAUCAUUUCCAAUGUAUCCAUAGUCAUUCUUGCAUCAUUCCCAACUACAGCUAUUUCACAAAUGCACAAUACUGCUGCUGGAAUUACGUGUGUUUGUAUUGUAUUGUACAUGAUUUUUCAAGCAUGGAUCAGUUUAAGACUUCGAGAAACCACAACAGUUUCCAGGAUGAGACUGGUUAUAGCAAUUUUAAGCGUAAUAUUUCUAAUUUUAUUAGGUGUUUUUGGAGUUAUUGCAUCUUCCUUAUGGACAGCAAAAUACUGGAGCGGAGAUAAAACGCCUUCCGAUGAGGGAUUUAUUCCAUAUCUGGUCAGUGCAUGUUCAGAGUGGAUUUUGGCAAUCCUUUAUCUUCUGUUCUUCAUAUCUUAUGUAACGGAGUUUAAAAAAUAUACCAUACAUUUUACUAUCGAAAGCAAAGAAGCGAAUAGGCCAAGAUUAGCUUUUAUAACUCAAUCAAGAACUUGUUAAUUUAUUGU
Uloborus diversus is the source of this 952-nucleotide messenger RNA. RefSeq names its product DNA damage-regulated autophagy modulator protein 1-like. The transcript is spliced from 7 exons. Bases 174 to 944 code for a protein of 256 amino acids. The record is from RefSeq and is a predicted model, not a curated record. NCBI's taxonomy places the organism in Eukaryota, Metazoa, Arthropoda, Arachnida, Araneae, Uloboridae.